AUGGGUUGGGAUUCAUUCUUGGACAAGGUCGAAGUCGUGGUCAACUGGGGCAACAGAGUUUACGGCAGGGUAGAGAGAUUCGCAGAACCGGCUGUGAAAAUAGUGGCACCUCAUGUCGAUACAUUCGCUCAGGAGAUGGACCCUAUUAUGAACAGACCUGUGGACUGGGUCUUGUUCUUGUACUUUAGCACUCAUAUUCCUAUCACCAUCCUUUUCGAUUUACAGCCACUGUAUCCUGACUGGAUCGUUCCUACAUUCUUCCAACAGUUGCAUGGAUCCUACAUGGCCUUGUUAAAUGAUCCUUUUAUGAAUAAAACCAUUCCCGUCAAAUGGUGGUUCAAGAGCUUUUCGCUCUGUGAAGCUUUUUUACAGCUUCCAUUCUUCUUUUUUGCUACUUAUGGUGUAUUCAAAGACAAAUCUUGGGUUCGCUUGCCAUUAGCAGUGUACUGUGCACAUGUGAUGACCACUGUGGUGCCUUGUCUUGCUGAAAUUGCUUUCAACAAAUCGUUUGGUUUAGAAGAUUUUCAACGCAACAUUCUGCUCAUGCUCUACUCUCCUUACUUUUUCAUUCCACUUAUUGGUUUGGUUGAUUCAUAUCUUCGCAUUACAAACAAACUGAGAGCAAAUGAUGCUGUAUUAAUAGAGAAAAAGAAUGAAUAA
Messenger RNA from Mucor velutinosus, 660 nucleotides. RefSeq lists its product as uncharacterized. The record is from RefSeq and is a predicted model, not a curated record. The transcript is spliced from 3 exons. Bases 1 to 660 code for a protein of 219 amino acids. Gene Ontology annotation, cellular component: endoplasmic reticulum. Lineage: Eukaryota; Fungi; Mucoromycota; Mucoromycetes; Mucorales; Mucoraceae.